GUGGCUCGCAGGGCGGAAUAGGAAUCGGCCAUUGUAGUGGCUGCAGCUGGCCUAGUAAGAAGGACGCAAAUAUGGCGUACGGGGGCCUUGCGGUGCCUAUCAUCGUCAUGAGCGUUUUCUGGGGGGUGGUCGGUGGCGUCCUCCCGUGGUUCGUGCCUAAAGGGCCUAAUCGAGGUAUUAUCAACACAAUGCUGGUGACCUGUUCUGUUUGCUGCUACCUCUUUUGGCUGAUUGCAAUCCUGGCUCAGCUCAACCCCCUAUUUGGACCACAGCUAAAAAGUGACCUGAUCUGGUAUCUUAACCUUCACUGGCAUUGACGAUAUCCACUUCUACAGUGGGCUAUGAAUUUGUAGCACUCCAAUGAUCCAGUGGUGCCUUUAAUCACCGAAUCAUCCAAGACUACUUUGAUGCCUUAUGACUUGAUCUGUUACCAAAAAAAAGAACCGCUUAAAACAUUUCCUGUGUUUUUUACACUGCUGAAAGUGCCUGUUAAAUACCACAUACCUCUUCAGUAUACUUUUGUACAUCGUUAUGAAAUGUCCCAUCUUUUUUUCCCUUCCUGCAUGAGGGCAACUGGAAUGGAGCACUGUCUCACUCCAGAUGUUUGCCUUCCAAUCUUGAGACUCUUUAUUGUAUCUUUAAAAAUAUACAUGGUUGCUUAUUGGAGAUUGUAUCUCAAAUCUGGAAUAAUUUUUUUUCUUAAUGUAAAAAAAAAAAAAAAG
Messenger RNA from Heteronotia binoei (common prickly gecko), 722 nucleotides. RefSeq names its product V-type proton ATPase subunit e 1-like. Gene Ontology annotation, molecular function: proton-transporting ATPase activity, rotational mechanism. The coding region runs from base 72 to 317 and encodes 81 amino acids. The record is from RefSeq and is a predicted model, not a curated record. Gene Ontology annotation, biological process: proton transmembrane transport. The transcript has a single exon. Gene Ontology annotation, cellular component: proton-transporting V-type ATPase, V0 domain. NCBI's taxonomy places the organism in Eukaryota, Metazoa, Chordata, Lepidosauria, Squamata, Gekkonidae.